AUGGAUGUAACAAAUACAAAUGAUAGCUCUAGAGUGAAUGGGUCUUUUCAACCUACUAACACUGAAAUCUUGCAAGGCACCCUCAAUUAUCAGGAGCAAGUAAGACGACAAACAAUACUCAAUUCUAUGGAAAAUAAGGAUUAUUUACUAGUAAUCGCUAGUCAACAGAACAAAUCUGUUGAACAAGUCAAAUAUGAGCUAAUGUUAAAACUUAUAGAUGGUUGA
Molecule: messenger RNA, 225 nt
Organism: Priceomyces carsonii
Lineage: Eukaryota; Fungi; Ascomycota; Pichiomycetes; Serinales; Debaryomycetaceae
Exons: 1
Coding region: 1-225 (74 amino acids)
Source: RefSeq, a predicted model, not a curated record